UGGAUUAUUCUAAUCACUCGUGUCUGGUAAACUCUUACUACUGCAAUAAGCGCAGAGUCACCAAUGAGCAUCGUAAAUGGCUAAGGUUAGUAAUCAAGUCACGACCAAGCAGGCAUAAAAAUAUACCCUUGGUAGCGCCGUUGCUAUCCUGCAAAGGGCGUGUGUUUUAGAUAUAAGUGACUUGUUUCUCUCUGGAGGCACAUUUUAGACUCAACAUGGGACUCACAACAACCAAAAAUGCACGGGCACCACUUCUGGUCUUGGUUUUGCUAAGCGUCUUAUCACAGACACCUAAAGUGACCGCUGCACCACCUGGUGUCCCAGUUUCUUUUAAGGCUGUAGAUUUCAAGCCCUUUAAAACUGUAUCAGUUGAUGGAUCAGCUUGCUUCAAAGAAGGGCAGUUCAUGCCCGAUGAGACAAACCCAUGCGCCUAUUUCCAAUGUAUUUCCCACAACUUUGGUGCCAAUACAUUGGGGUUGAAAGCCCACAGAAAACUCUGUGCCCCUGGCACGGCCGUGCCUCCACAGUACGGAAAAGUCCCGGAAUUACCCGACACCAGCAAUCCUUGCGUGGGGAAGAGCAUGAGCACAGUCGAUGACUUGGCGAAUGAAAGGUGUCCCGGAGCUGAAGCGGCACCAGUUGAUGAUGGCUCAAAGGCAAGGACUGAAGACCUUGCUGUUCCCACCUGUGAGAACACGAAGUGUGACCUGAAUCUUUUCUGCUAUGAAAAAGAAGUACAGUGUGUCGCUGCCCCUUGUCUGCCAGUGCCAACUUGUGUUCCCCAGUGUGAGCUGCCGAAGAAAUCGGGCCCAUGCUUUGCCAGUGUCGAUAGAUACUUUUUCAACCAAGCAACCGGGCAGUGCGAGACUUUCACUUAUGGCGGCUGUCAACCAAACGAAAAUAACUUCGAAACUUUAGCAGCUUGUGAGAACACCUGUGGGAGGCCCACUCCUGCAAUCACUUGCGCCAACACAUUGUGUAGCCCCGACACAUUUUGCGUAGACCGACCAUUUGACUGCUUCGGGGAUAAUUGUCCGUUCAUCGCCCCAAAGUGUCUAACUGCGUGCGAGUUCCCCAAGAAAAUCGGUCCAUGCAGAGCCAGCAUCCCAAGAUUAUUUUACAACGCAGCCACUAAGCAAUGUGAGGAGUUCGGAUUUGGCGGUUGCCAAGGCAAUGCCAAUAAUUUCAACACAGUGCAAGAGUGCCAGCAAACAUGUGCUGUCGGUAUUGAUCCGGCGACUGUCACAACAAAACCGCCACCUCCGGCCACAUGUGCAGAUCUAAACUGCCCAAGUGGAACGGUCUGCGUCCAAGACACAAUAUUCUGUGUUACUGCCCCCUGUCCACAGCCACCACCUGUAUGCGUGCCUGUCCGAGAGUCCUGCAGAGGUGGCCAGGUGUACAACGAGUGCGGUUCUGCCUGCACCGCCACGUGUGAGAACAUGGGCAAUAUUGUCUGCACUCUUCAGUGCGUCCCUGGAUGUCACUGUCCUCCCGACAGACCACUUCUACGCAACGGAAACUGCCUCAAAGCUUCCGAGUGCCCUGACGCACGAACGGCACCCCCACCGCCAGAUUCAACCUGCACCGGUGGCCGAGUGUUUUCCGAGUGUGCAUCCCCCUGUGAUCCCACCUGUGAAGAACCUAACCCUAUUUGUGCAACGGUGUGCGUCGGCCGCUGUGCAUGCCCCUCUGGGACGCUGCUGCACGAAGGCAACUGUAUCAGUAAUGAUGCCUGUCCUAGGAAAACGUGUCCUAUACCUGGCCAGGUGUUUAAGGAAUGUGGGUCUGUGUGUGAGAGAACCUGCCAAGAACCCAACCCCGCCUGCACGCGCCAGUGUGUCCAAAAGUGUGAGUGCCCCCAGGACGCGCCCAUUUUGGAUAACGGGAAAUGUGUGCCUUUGAACCAGUGCCCUGUAACGCCACAAGGAUGCACGGGUGGACAGGUCUUCAAUAGGUGCGGAUCUGCAUGCGAGACAACGUGCCAGACAGUCUUCGAGUCUCCUAGGCCGUGUACAUUGCAAUGUGUGGAAAAAUGUGAAUGCCCACCUGAUAAACCAGUCUUCCACAACGGACAGUGUAUCACGAAGUCUCAGUGCCCAAUACCAAAAUGUUCCGGGGGCCAAGUCUUCAAUGAAUGUGGUUCUGCUUGCACCAGGACCUGCAGUGAUGAAGCUCUGUUCUGCACACUGCAGUGUGUCCCCCGCUGUGAGUGCCCGGCAGACAGACCCGUACUGAGCGAUAACGGUGAAUGCAUCAGGGAUAGCGACUGCAAGAAACCAACAAAUUAUUGAAAGUAGUUUUGUGUAUAAAUCUAUGUGAGCUAAUGAGUUUGUAUCCGGAACAGUCGCGACAUUGUGUUUCCAUUAGAUUUCGUUAUAGCAACGAUUACACACUAAAUGUUCAUUGUGGAAUUCCAGGGGUGCGGGCACUACAUAGGAGUGCAUAACAUCCAUUCUAACUUUUGACUUCAUGUUAUUGUAUUUCAUAUGCAAUAAGGUAUUAGUAAAGAUAAAAUGAUGUCAAGAGUGAAAACCAUUAGUCACUAAAUAACGACGAAGGAGCACGGACACCGCAUAAACAGAACGCUUCGGAGACUACAUGAAUGAAGGAUACAUCUAGUCUAGAAUCCACCAAGUACUAAAAUCUAGUGUACAGAAUACAUUCACAUGUUAAUAAUUAUGUUUUCCUCUUGUAACUGCCAUGUUAUUUACAAAAAAUUAUUGUAGUCGAAUGUCUCGCUAACCAGUUCAAAAUUAGAUAUUUUGAUUUAUGGGACACUAGAUAGCCUACUAUAACAGAUUUAAGAACAGCACCGGUCUAAUUUUUUAACAAAGCAGGUAGAUGCGAUCAAAUACUGUAUCUAACUGCUGCAUUUUGAAUUAGAAAAGCACUCAGAAAGCGCAGACCUCCGCCAAGCACCCUGUAGUUAUAAACUGUGGUAGUUGAGAGCACGUCUAUCUAUGGUACAAGGUGAAGGUCGUUGGCCCUCUCUCGCAUUAAAGAAUUAUUUUAAAAAUUGGCAACCCGAUUGUGACCCGAUCACGGAUCAACACCAAACUUUUAAUACAACACUUGCAAAUUAGCCCAUUUGUGACCUUUCCUGAGGAUUUCACCAAAAUCCAUCAAUAAUUUGAGUUAGGCUGGUGUCAACAAACGGGCAAACAUACGGACGAACGGAGAUGAAAGCAUAACUUCCUUGGCGGAGGUGACAACGCAGAAGCACGCAAUUGCAAUAGUUGAGACAGGUGCAUCUCUAAUAUCUCUAAUAACUUUUAGUAUGUGUAUCUGUAGGUCUAUAUCAUUAUAACAUUUGAAAUACAUCAUCCAUUCACUGUUCCCCGCGGUCCCUUACAUAGUGGCAGAACUCUAAUAUGUAGUAUAGAGAAAUUGUUGUGUAAAGGGAGUGUAAACAGCUAGCUGCUAAUAAAAGUAGUAUGAUUGUUUUAUUACCUGAAUUAAAACGUGGGAAUGUAAAAAAACGAUAUAUUUAUCUGUUUAUGGUAUAAGAUGAAAUAAUGUAGUGCGUCAUAAAAGAAUCUUCACUUUUCAGAUUGAGUCACCUUGGUGAGGGGAAUAGAAUUUUGAUUGUUCUUGUAGAUUUUCUUUUUUAACCGUUUGGCUCUCAAACUUAGGUUUGGUUCGUCGGUAAUCCAAUAGCGGUCUCGAAAGCACGAUUCAACAACCCAGUAAAGUCUACGCGAUAAUCCAAAACAUUGAGAAUGAGCGAAAAUAUGUGUGACAAAGUAAAUAGCACCGUUUCUUAUUGUGAUGUCUAGAAUGAAAAACAAAAUUUGGAUACCUUUGAAAAACGCAUUAAUUUUUUUAUGUAUCAAAUAUCCCCGACAUGUUAUUUUUGGGAUAAAAAUAAACAUUUAAAUAUACAUCUGGUUGACUAAAUAAUAUCCACCCUGAUAUUGUAAAGAAUAAACCUAUCAUUGAUUCGUGACUCUACGAACUCUAUGUGAAUUUGACUGCGUUCCACGUUGCAUAACGCAAGUUACAGAUUAUUUUCGGCAGUUUUCGAUUGUCUGUGGCCAAAAGAAGAUUUCAAAAAAUUAAAAAAAUAUCAGCGUGUAGUUGUAAAGCAAGCUGUCUUGGAAGUUAUAGUAUGAAGUUAUAGUAUGAAAUGAUGUAGGCCUAGCAUAACCAGCUUUUAGAUUUUAAUGCUUUUAAACCGUUUGUUUUCUGACACCAGCUUACUAAUUCAAGAGCCUAUUCAUAGCAAUUAUGUUAUUUUUGAUAAACAUAAUUAUGGUUUCCCCGUUGUUAGACAAUAAUGAUAAUAAAACUUUUAGAAUUUGAA
This is a messenger RNA of Lingula anatina, 4306 nucleotides long. RefSeq lists its product as uncharacterized. Lineage: Eukaryota; Metazoa; Brachiopoda; Lingulata; Lingulida; Lingulidae. The record is from RefSeq and is a predicted model, not a curated record. Gene Ontology annotation, molecular function: serine-type endopeptidase inhibitor activity.